UGCAAGUCUAAGUAAUUAACUAUCAGUGUUUGUUCUUGGUUGUUUUUUCUUAGAUUCAAUUGAAAUGACUAAGAAAGCUUCUACUCCGAUGAGAAAUACAGGUAUAGAACCCGAAUGUGCGAUUCCUAAUUUUUCUUUGGGAAUUUCUCAACAUGAAACUGCCAUUGCAGGCUCUUAUGCUGAGAAUCGUUCAAAAAGAAUUAACGAUCCUAGGCGUUCUAAGGAAUAUGUUGAUUCGAAGAGUAAACAACAAGAAAAAGUGAAAAAGGUUUCUCAAAUGGAGAAACAAAAGAAGAGAAAGGCUGGUGACAAUGUUGUUAAUGUUAAGGGCAAAAAAAUUGCUAAAGCCAAACAUAAUGUGGAUGAGGAUGAUGAUGAUGAGGUAUCUAAAUUUUUGGUUACCAAGCACCCUGCUGUGGCACCAUCUAUGUGUAGAUACACGAAUGUUAAUGUAAUGCAAGAUAUUAGAGGCAAACUAACAUAUCCAUAGAUGGAUAUGUUUAAG
This is a messenger RNA of Lycium barbarum (goji berry), 505 nucleotides long. RefSeq lists its product as uncharacterized. The coding region runs from base 65 to 490 and encodes 141 amino acids. The transcript is spliced from 2 exons. The record is from RefSeq and is a predicted model, not a curated record. NCBI's taxonomy places the organism in Eukaryota, Viridiplantae, Streptophyta, Magnoliopsida, Solanales, Solanaceae.